Lineus longissimus is the source of this 1343-nucleotide messenger RNA. Its product is annotated as putative methyltransferase YrhH. NCBI's taxonomy places the organism in Eukaryota, Metazoa, Nemertea, Pilidiophora, Heteronemertea, Lineidae. Gene Ontology annotation, molecular function: sterol 24-C-methyltransferase activity. The transcript has 3 exons. The record is from RefSeq and is a predicted model, not a curated record. The coding region runs from base 162 to 851 and encodes 229 amino acids. Gene Ontology annotation, cellular component: endoplasmic reticulum. Gene Ontology annotation, biological process: sterol biosynthetic process.
ACUUCAUUUUGAAGGAGUUUUAAUUGAUUUUGGAUUUCAGGUCCAAGUCGAAAUGGGUGUUACCUAUUGCCAACCUUUAAGCAAUUCAUAGGCCAUCGACCCUUUACAGGAAAACCUAACAAUAUACAUAAUUUGUCCGUUUUCAGCAGUUCACAUUCGACAUGUGGAAUAGGCUUGUUCAGACCAUGCUGAUUGAAAGACUGUAUGGCAUAGAUAGAAUAGCAAGAAAUUUCAGCAGACCAGAAAGUGGCAUAUUUGGAGCCAUUACCUUGUACCUUCUUAAGAAAACCAACCUGCCUCUUGAAAGAAAUGCUGUCAAACAUCUUGACGUCCGGCCCAAUCAUACUGUCCUUGAAAUCGGCUUUGGACUCGGUUACGGAAUCCAGCAUGUCCUCGAUAUCAUUAAAGAAGGAGACGGUUCUGUUCAUGGCCUGGACAUCUCAGACGAAAUGGUCAGAAGAACGGCGAGACGCUUCCAAAAGGAAAUCGAGGACAAAAAGGUCAACAUUUGCAUUGGGGACGUGGCAUCCAUGCCUUAUGAAGACAACACAUUUGACAGAGUAUUCCAUACAAGUUCUUACUUCUACUGGCCAGAUAUUGAUGAAGCAGCCAAGGAGAUCUACAGGGUGAUGAGAAAAGACAGCCUCAUGGUUACAAUAGUGGUGCCUGAUAGGCUAAACAUGGCAGUGAAAAAAGGAGCGCUGAAAUAUGGAGACCCAGAUCAAACACGCUAUAUUGACGCCCUGAGGAACAAUAACUUUGUUGAUGUUCAAGUACAGGAUUUUUAUGACGCAGCGGGUGGCCUUUACCCAUGGCACCAGGCGACUUUUGCCAAUGUGAAGAAGAAAUGAAACAUUCUUUACUAUAUCAUGUUUAGGCAACGCCAAUUUAAUACUUUGGAUAGCGGGCUGCCAACGAACCUAUCCGCCCAAUGUGGGGAAAAAACUUCAUACCACCCAAACCAGUGCCAAAAAUCACGUGUUGACACUAACACAAAUUUUAUAGGGAAAAACAAUUGUCUGGUUCGAAUUUCAUUUAUAGAAAAACUUGAGUUUCAUUUACCCCAUAACAGCAACAAGUUGGUGCCUGUCAUUUUGAUUUUGGUCCCUGUCAUGAACUCCAGUAUUUUAUUUCGCGGACACUAAUUAUUAUCAGAUUCCAUGGAUUUUUGAAAUUGACUCUUGGUUUUUUUAGGUAGAACUAUGAUGGGCACAUAUUUAAUUCUUAUAUAAAAGCCCUGCUCAUAAUUUUAAAGCCCCAGCACAUCAUUUAUUCCAGGCUUUAGCUAUUAAAUGUAUGUAAAAGAUGUAGAAGCUGAAUAAAAGUAGGAUAGAAAUAGCAAA